Messenger RNA from Anisakis simplex (herring worm), 324 nucleotides. The record is from the annotation of a GenBank genome assembly. NCBI's taxonomy places the organism in Eukaryota, Metazoa, Nematoda, Chromadorea, Rhabditida, Anisakidae.
AUGCUGCUGUCGAAAGUUCAAAGUCACGAUUUGGGCUACACAAUUUUCCUUAUUUGUGCAACAGUUUUUAGUAUUGCCAUUAAAACAUGGAUCUUUUCGGUGAUUCUUUCGCUGCAUCGCUAUCUUCGAUUUGAGGAGGAAUACGGUGAACUUGUAUACGCACAGUAUGUGAAUGGAGGUGUUCGUAUAGAUACAAACUCGGGCGCAUUUUCAUAUCCGGCCACAGCACCGCCUUUCUCGGCUGAUGCUUCAGGUGCGCCACCUCAGUAUUUCAAUAACACUUUCGACGGUAUAUUCUUUAUUUGGUCGCCGUUGAUUCCUUGA